CAGUACUCUUCGUCAACUGCUAUCGCAACAUUUGACUGGCAUAGGUGGCUACGUGAAUAUCUUCCGAUGCUGCAAGCAAGAUCUAAAUGGUUGGAUGUAAAGCGUAACCUACAACCUGGUGAUCUCGUCCUAGUUAACAGUACUGACACAGAGAGGUUUCUGGCAAAGGCUAUAGUUAAGCAGGUGUACUAUGACCAAGAUGGCCGCGACAGGACGGUACGUUUGAAAACUGCAACUCAAGAAGUCGAACGGGAUAAGAAGCGUAUGUUUGUUGGAAGAAGCAGACAAUUUGAAGGUUCCAGAUACGACAAGUCAACGUGGUGAUCGUUCGCGGGGUGUGUUAAUCGCGAUAGAUAGGUACAUAGAUUGACGGACAUCUAAUCGAUAUAUGUGACCAAUUGUCGCGAUUAUUGGCUAAUUUAAUGUAACUCUAACCACUUGAUGUGACCUUGAACGUUGUUUGUUUCCUGUCACUCUAUGGUGUGUGUGUGUGUAUAUGUAACUAAUUAACUGUUCAUUUUGUCUGUUCCUUCAGUACUCUUCGGUAUGUUUUUGUCUUUUCUUGAGUUACAAUGGAUUUGUGCCUUUCUUG
This is a messenger RNA of Trichobilharzia regenti, 592 nucleotides long. The record is from the annotation of a GenBank genome assembly. NCBI's taxonomy places the organism in Eukaryota, Metazoa, Platyhelminthes, Trematoda, Strigeidida, Schistosomatidae.